Messenger RNA from Cloeon dipterum, 1998 nucleotides. RefSeq lists its product as uncharacterized. The transcript has 22 exons. Gene Ontology annotation, molecular function: odorant binding. The record is from RefSeq and is a predicted model, not a curated record. Bases 131 to 1903 code for a protein of 590 amino acids. Lineage: Eukaryota; Metazoa; Arthropoda; Insecta; Ephemeroptera; Baetidae.
CAGUGUGCGUCACAGCUAUCGGAAAACGAGAGGAAGCAGCGCGCACGAAGACCAAGUUUGCCGGGUUCCAAGCGACGCAUCCUGUAGGCCGACAGCGCUCGCUUAUUCUCUCGAACACUCAACUAGCAAAAUGACCGUCAAACUGCAAACCAAAUUGAUUUCUGCCUUCUUUGGUUCCAUCGUGUUGGCAAUUAUGCUGUGGGACCGUGGCACCGAACUCGGUUACGAUGACAACCCUCUCAACUACAGGGAGGAAGGUGACGAGAGGGUCAUUCCUCGCGGCAAACGAAACGUUCCUGUAUCAAGACUCAAUGAAGCCUACAAUUUGCUUAUUGCGGCUGAUGCGUGCUGUCCGAACAUGCCUAAAAUCAUUCCAGACGACGCCCAAGUCCAAUGCGAUUCAGUGUUGGGGGGAGCCGCGAUCGGCAAGAAGCAAAGAAAGAAAAACACCAGGAAUAAGGCAGGAAACCUGAACUUCUUCCAAAGGCUGGGCAAAAGAUUAUUAGGCUCAAACACCAACGCCAAUACUAAUAGCAACAACAAUAAAAACAAAAAUAACAAAAAUAACAAGAACAACAAGAUCAACAAGAAUAAUAAGAAUAAAGUUGCUAGACAGGGCCGUCAAACAGCAAAGCAACAGCAAAAAAUUCUGCUCUCAUCGGUGUGCUAUUCAGCAUGCAUAUUCACUUACAUGGGCUGGUUGAACGAUUCGGCCCUGGAGCUAGACGCCAUUGAAAGGGACUUUUUGGACACCGCGAGCCAACCAACCUGGGACACCAAAAUCCAAGACGGUCUGUACACUUGCGAAGAGCCCUCGGCUUGUGCUACGCCAGAGGUGAUCACCGUCACUCAAGGCUAUUGUUCAAUCAAGCCUACCAUCCUUUUGAACUGCAUCAGGAAGCAGCUCGUUUUGAGUUGCCCAGAUCCCGUCAAAUCUACAACUUGCAACAAGAAAUUGGCGCAGCUCAGGAGGCAAGACAUGACAGGAACUUUUAAAAAUAAUCGCAUCCAGAACAAACGAUUCGUAUUUCAUCAAUAUUUUCCUGCAAUGUUUGCCGUGAGAUUGCAUAAGAAAUACGCCGUCAUUCCCCUAGUGACUUCGAUAAUUAUUGCAAUUGCACUGUGGGCACGAGACACCGGAGAAAACCUCAACCCUCGAAACUACAGAGAGUUUGGGGACAUUCGCGUUCUUCCCCGCGAUAAAAGGCAAAGCUACUCAUACAAGUUGCACGAUGUUUACACAAAAUUCUACAGAGCGAGUCAGUGCUGCAGAAAACCCAUGCCGUACCUUCUGCCGGAGGAUGGUUUGACAUCUUGUCCGCCGGCAGACGCCAACGGUGCGUACGUGACAAACGCCAAGAAGAAAGUGGGACAGCGGAAGAAUGCGAAUCAGAAUAAAAGGCAGCGCAACACUAGUUGGUUCCAGCAAAUUUCUAACACCCUGUCAAGAACGGUCCGCAGAGCUACGAACAAGGGGAAAAAAGCGAAAAAAGCUAAAAAUGCAAACCAAAAUAUUAGACUUGGACGUCAAUCUGAGGCUGCUCAAAAGAUUUCGUUGAAGUUUGUGUGCUAUAAUGACUGUGUCUUCAACGAGAUGGGAUUGAUGAACGGAUCCUCGAUUGAUUUAGACGCGGUUGAGCAAACGUUUCUCAGUACGAACCAGGACUCUGGGUGGGCUCAGUACAUCCAAGACGCUCUCUACACUUGCGAGGAACCUUCUGCCUGUGCCACUCCGGAAUCUCUUCUUGUGAGUGGAUUUUACUACAGCAUCCGACCGACGAUUUUGAUGAACUGCAUGUACAAGCAACUCCUCAACAACUGCGAUCGCAAACAAACCACAGAAUGCAACACGGCCUUUUCGCAAGUUAGGAAGCUCGACGUGUUCAAACAACACCGCAGUUAAACUUAAAGUGAAAAUUUAUCUGACUGCAUUUCAAAAAAUUGUUCAACCGAAUUCAUUUGAUCCACAUUGAAUAAAAAAAAUAUGGCAGAGAAUCA